Molecule: messenger RNA, 1860 nt
Organism: Fusarium proliferatum ET1
Lineage: Eukaryota; Fungi; Ascomycota; Sordariomycetes; Hypocreales; Nectriaceae
Exons: 5
Coding region: 1-1860 (619 amino acids)
Biological process (GO): oligopeptide transport; transmembrane transport
Cellular component (GO): membrane
Molecular function (GO): dipeptide transmembrane transporter activity
Source: RefSeq, a predicted model, not a curated record
AUGGCGCCUGCAGGAGACAGUCUCGCCGAGCCCAUAACUGUGGCCGGUCUCCGAGCUGAGGUCCUUGACGAGAAGCGAGCUUCUAUCUCUGCCGAGAAGAGAGCCUCUAUCGUCACCGACCCUCGUCCAGCCACUGCAGAUGCGGGAGCUGUUGCCCCCGCUGGUAGUGUCACACCAGAUGGCCAGUUUCCGACUGCUGAGGAAUUAGGCACUUUGCGCCGAGUCCCAAACAAGAUUCCCAUGAAGCUGUUCAGUAUUGCUUUUGUGGAGUUGUGCGAGCGCUUCUCUUAUUAUGGUUGUACCGUUGUUUUCACCAAUUUCAUUCAGCAUAAGCUCCCCGAUGGCUCUACCACUGGAGCUGACCCAAAACAGCCUGGUGCUCUCGAUAUGGGACAGCGCGCCUCGACCGGAAUCACCACCUUCAACCAGUUCUGGCAAUACUUUAUGCCCCUUCUCGGUGCCUAUAUUGCUGACCAGUAUUGGGGCCGUUAUAAAACCAUCAGCUGGGCUCUCGGAAUUGACAUCAUUGGGCACAUUAUAUUGAUAAUGUCCGCAAUCCCCCCUGUCAUUUCUAACCAAGGUGGCGCCCUAGGCGCCAUGAUCAUUGCUAUCAUUGUCAUCGGUUUCGGUACUGGCGGUUUCAAACCUAACGUCAAUCCUCUUAUUGUUGAGCAGCUUGGCGAGCAGUAUAUGCAUGUGAAGACUCUCAAGUCAGGGGAGCGUGUCAUUGUCGACCCUGCUGUGACAAUCGAAAGGGUGUAUCUCUGGUUUUAUUUCUGUAUAAACGUAGGGGCUUUGGUAGGCCAGGUGACUAUGGUAUUUGCGGAGAAGGAAAUAGGUUUCUGGCUAUCUUAUACACUGCCAACGUUCAUGCUCUGUCUGUGUCCGCUUGUAAUGUGGUUGAACCGCAACAAGUAUGAGCGAAGGCCUCCUGGCGGCUCUGUCCUGGGACAGGCACUUAAGACUUGGUUUCUCGCCCAGAAGGGUUGCUGGAGCAUCAAUCCAGUUGCUACAUGGAGAAAUCUUCAUAGAGAUGACUUUUGGGAGAAAGUUAAGCCCUCAAACUUCAGCCAUGAGACCCGUCCCAAGUGGAUGACUUUUGACGACGCCUGGGUCGAUGAGCUCAGCCGAGGAUUCAACGCUUGCGCUGUAUUCUGCUGGUAUCCCAUCUUCUGGCUUUGCUACAAUCAGAUCAACAAUAACCUCAUCUCCCAGGCGGCUGUGAUGCAGCGCCAUGGCGUCCCUAACGACAUUCUUUCGAAUCUCAAUCCUUUCGCUCUUUUGAUCUUUAUCCCGCUUAAUGAUUUCUUCAUUUACCCUGCCCUCAGAAAAGCUGGUUUCCGCUUCACCCCUAUCAAGAAGAUCACGGCCGGUUUCUUCACCGGAGCUGCUGCCAUGAUCUGGGCUGCAGUUGUCCAACACUACAUCUACCAGAAGUCCGAGUGUGGCAUGUAUGCUUCAGGUGACGACUGUGCAGAAGCCCCCAUCAACGUCUGGGCUCAAACUGGCAGUUAUGUUCUCAUUGCUCUCUCUGAAGUGUUCGCUUCUAUUACUUCUCUUGAGUAUGCCUUCUCAAAGGCUCCCAAGAACAUGCGGUCCAUGGUCCAGGCCGUGGCUCUUUUCAUGACAGCUUUCUCAGCUGCCCUUGGUCAGGCUCUUGUUGGUCUUGCAGCCGAUCCUCUUCUUGUCUGGAACUACGGCGUCGUCGCAAUCCUCGCCGUAAUUGCCGGGACAUGCUUCUGGCUACAAUUUAAAGACCUCGAUAUUCAUGAGGAUGAUCUCAAUGCCCUCCCUGAGGGUCAUGCUGGUGCAACUGCUGAUGAGGAGGCUCCGUUGGGGAGCAAGCGAGUUGAUGAGUAA